AUGUCUUCGGCAGACGACGCAGAAGCCAUCCAGGAAUUCAGCGAAUUCCUCAUCCAGGGAUACUGUGCCACCGUCGUGACAGUUCUGGUUAUGUACGAGUACCUCGUCACCUUGUCAGACGAGGUGGAGUACUUCUGGAAACGCAAGUUCUCGGGAGCAUCCAUUCUGUUUUUCGCCAAUCGAUACAUCACCUUGGCAUAUCUACUAUUCUCUCUGGCGUCGAGCUGGGUGCCAUUAUCGGAUGCAGGGUGUGCCGCUGCUGCUCAAGCCGACGAGGCGUUGGACGUUGCUCAGUAUCUACCGUGGGCAGUUUCGAUACUCAUAUUUCUGCUAUCUAUGGUCCCCUUCGGAAUCAACAUGGUCGAAGUUGUCGAGACUAGUGGGGUCAUUUUGCCAGACUUGGGAUGCGUAGGAACGAGUUCCGUGAGCGACGCACUUGGACUCAAUUUGACCAUUGCCUCUCGAUCAUGUCUCAUGGCCGCAGACGUCCUCCUUGUCCUCGUCACCUGGCAUGAGCUCUGGGGAAACCAAAAACUCACACGGCUAUUCCAACGGGACACAUUCGCGAAUGUGUUACUCAGAGACGGUACCAUUUACUUCAUCGUCCUGCUGAUCAUGAACGCGCUCCAUCUCGCCUUUACGCUCAUGGCUAUCGAUCAACCUGGCACCACCGUGUCAUACGUGACCAUCUUCACCGACCCGCUCACGUCGAUCCUCGUCUCGCGUUUCCUCCUCCGCCUGCAAUCCAUCAACCGGCGCUCCGUUCAAACGACCUCCCUGUUUUCCGACACCCCAGUCAACACGAUCAUGUUCAACCGCGUCGUCGGCUCUCUAGGCUCCUCCGUCACGCGCACCGGCGGCGCGGAGGACCACACGCACUACGACCCCACGUGGGCAGAAGACAGGCCCUCGGACGACGGCGUCCAGUCGAAAAGACAGCUGGACGCGGUCUUUGGACGACACUCGACUUCCCCGGCGGAGGCGAUCGAGCUGCGACCGGUGCAGUCGCCGUGA
This is a messenger RNA of Epithele typhae, 1014 nucleotides long. RefSeq lists its product as uncharacterized. The coding region runs from base 1 to 1014 and encodes 337 amino acids. The record is from RefSeq and is a predicted model, not a curated record. The transcript is spliced from 13 exons. NCBI's taxonomy places the organism in Eukaryota, Fungi, Basidiomycota, Agaricomycetes, Polyporales, Epitheliaceae.